This is a messenger RNA of Bacillus rossius redtenbacheri, 3568 nucleotides long. Its product is annotated as proton channel OtopLc-like. The coding region runs from base 16 to 2325 and encodes 769 amino acids. Gene Ontology annotation, cellular component: membrane. Gene Ontology annotation, biological process: proton transmembrane transport. Gene Ontology annotation, molecular function: proton channel activity. The record is from RefSeq and is a predicted model, not a curated record. The transcript has 9 exons. Lineage: Eukaryota; Metazoa; Arthropoda; Insecta; Phasmatodea; Bacillidae.
CGCACCGUGUCCGUCAUGGUGGGUGAACUGGCGCGCGUCGCUUCUUCCGACGGCGGCUCCGCGCGCAGUUCUCUGCCGCGCUGGCUGCUGGCCGCCACGUCCUCGGGCGACGACUGCGCGACCAUGGCGCUGCCGGGCCCGGGCGCCCAGGCUUCGACGCCCGCCGUGGGGCUGGUGGGGCCGUACCGCCGCGACUCUCCGGAGGACCUGCAGGAGGACCUGCAAGAGGACCUGCAGGACCCGGGGCGCGAGAACUGGCGCCUGCAGGGCGGCGGGCCGUCCAUCGCUGACGUGUGGCCGCAGAGCUGGGGAGUGUACAGCGAGCAGCAGCAUGCGGACCGCGACAGCCUGAACGAGCCGGACCGCGCGCCGUCCCUGGCGCCGCCCGACGCCUGCAAGACGCCGUCGUACCGCGGCAAGCUGGGGGCGGGCCGCACCCUGCUGGGCAUCCUGUCCACCGCCCGCAGCUCCGCCUCCGACAUGCUCGAGUACCGGGAGCCCUUCGUCCACCUGUGGAUCGUGCUGAGCUCGCUGUACGGACGGCUGCUCGUCAUCCUCAUGCUGGCCUUCUGCGUCACCGAGGUCAUGGACAACUCCGUCAAGCUACUCAGCCUGCAGGGCGUGUUCCUGAUGUACCUGUACGUGGGCAGCAUCGCGGUGAUCAUCUGCAUCUACAUGUGGGUGCUGGUGGACAGCUGCGCCUCGCUGGGGGCGGACGGCGAGCUGGGGGCGCCGCCCCCGGCCGUGCUGGGCGGCCACCCCCGGGACCCGGAGCUGGGGGCUUCCGGCCUGGUGGGGGGCUUCGGCUCGCUCAAGAAGGCGCACAUCUCGCGCGCACGCACCUCCGCCACCAGCUUCUACCUGCGCAUCGGCGCCCUGGCCUUCGGCCUGGGCACGCUGGUGUUCAACGGCCUGGAGAUGGCCAUGCACUCCAUGAUGGAGGGCGACUGCCUCAACGACGUGGUGUUCGUGCACCCGGUGCUGCACGGGCUGUUCACCUUCCUGCAGAUGCACUUCCUCUUCGUCAACUCGCAGGUGCUGGUGGAGCGGUUCGGCCUGGCGGCCAGGUUCGGCUUCAUGCACCUGGCGGCGACCAACCUCGCCCUGUGGGUGCGCCUGGUCGUGUGGGAGAGCGGCAACGAGUGGACCUACUUCGUGCACCUGGCGCAGAGCGCGCUGCUGGGCGGCGCGAGGCUAGCCAGCAGCAUCCCCACGCCGCUGGAGCUGCGCGGCUUCCCGCGCUCCGUGGUCUCCCGGCAGCGGCGCGACCUGGCCUUCGCAAGCAACUACACGCUGAGGCGAGGCUACCAGCCCGUGUCGCAGCACCACAUUGCCCAGGUGGUCGCCCUGCACGAGUGCCUCAACACCAACUCCCUGGGCCAGCUGUGGACCUCCUCCAUGCCCUUCCUCUACCCGUUCAUCGUCCAGUUCAGCUUGAUCGCUGCUGCAGUGACAUUUGUGAUGGGACAGAACGUGGGCCGCAGCCGCAUCCAACAGACGCUGAAGAAGGCGCACGCCAAGAACAACAACAAUAACAACAACAUCAUCAGCAACGGCAGCAGCAAGAACGGCACGGCGAAGAGCAGCGCGCCCGCGGAGGGCGACUGGAGCGUGGACUGCGGCGGCGCCACCAAGGGGCUGUUCCUCGGGCUGCUGUGCGUGGUCGCAGGCAUCGUGGUCAUCAUCAUAUUCCUGGUGGUGAAGGAGGACGAGCAGUUUCCCAUCGACACGGUGUUCUGGCUCACGUCCGGCAUGCUGGCCGCCAUACUCUCGCUGAGCACGGUGGUGACGGCGGCCGGGCUGGUGCAAGUGCGCAAGCUGUCCUUCAGCGGGAGGGAGCCGUCCGCCUUGGACUCGCUGCUGGGGACGGCCACGGCCACCGGGGUGCAGCUGUACUCGGCGUUCGGGAUCGUGGUGGGGGCGAGCGGCAUGGCAACCGCGCAGGACGGUGACUCACCGCGCCACGCCAUGCUGCUCGCAGUGAGCGCGCUGCAGCUGGUCCAGGCCUGCGCGCAGUGCACGUUCGUCUCCGAGGUGGUGCGGAGGUCGCUGCUGACGCGGCACCAGGCGCACGCGCGCCCCGCCCGGCAGGCGGUCACCUUCCUGCUGUGCGCCAACUCGGUGCUCUGGGUGUUCGACACGUUCGUGACGCAGAGCUGGAUGUCGCAGGAGCUGCAACUGAGGUUCUUCGGCGUGCUGGCGUGGGGGGUCGUGUCCCGCGUCGGCCUGCCGCUGCUCGUCUUCUACCGCUUCCACUCGUGCGUGCUGCUGCUGGAGGCGUGGAAGCGCUCCUACCGGGCGCCUCCGCUGGACCCGGGAAACUGACGGUGGUGGCCCCGAUGGAAACGCCGCCUUGGGCCAGACACCUUAACGAUAGGAUUUCCUCCGGUCUGCCACCACCACGUCUCUCGCCACCGGUGCCACAAGAGGGCUCAGAAGAGGAUUAGCAUGGGCACCGCCCGAGGCAGGAAGCCGCCAAAGCACGUGAUAAACUUCACGGAGCUGCCCGACGACAACUACCACAGCUACGACUCGGGGCCACUCCACGGGGACUCCGCCAGCUGGAGGUACCUCAAUGGCCCGCCAGUCCCUGAGCCGGACUACACCCUCCCUCCCCCCAGAAGAAAAUGUCAUCACCAUCGGAGAAGCAACCAUCAGAGGUCGUCCUCCCAUUGUCAGUGCAAGUUACCAAGCGGCGGUUCCAACAUGGUGGGACUUAUUACAAGUGUGGAGACUAAUGACACUCCUUUUAGGAAAAUGCCCUGGCACUCGAACUUGCACAUUCUCAAGUUUUAGAAAACUAAAAUGUGCAUUAUAUUUCCCACGGCUUUGCCAGUGGACAUUAUGCUCCUCAGAAUAGCAUUUUCGUGUGUCGUGUCAUAGACACAACCCGUCAAAAUAAACAUCGGCCAAAAUCAAAAAAAAACAUAAAUGAUCCUAAUUUUAAGUUUGUAGUAUUUUCAAAAAAUGUAAAAUAUAGCUACAAAGCAUCAUUAUGUAUGAAACAUUCGGACCUCAAACACACAGUAAGAAACGAACAGGGUUGUUUAUUAUUGACUAAUGUAAUCGUUUUUAUUUUUAUAUGACUAAUGUAUGUGAUGGCUGUUGAGUACAUGUCCAGAGUUAAUACAAACAUACAGCCAUUUUAUAAUUACCAGUAUUUUAGUUGUAGUAAAAAUCCUUUGUAAAUGGUUAUUUUAUGUUGAUUUUGUAUACAGCAGAAAAUUAUGAUUUUUUUUUUUAAAGAGAAAGUGAAUGUUUUGUAUGUGAAUCAGUACUUUUAUGUGUGCAUUAAUUUUAUGCUACGAUAUCAUAAUGUGUUUUGAACAAGGUAAAUUUUUUGCAGUAUAAUUGUUUUAAUGUUUUAUUAUUAAUGUUUGUAUAUAAAAUAGUGAAUAUACCAAACGUGUUUUAUUUUUUAUUCUUAUUCAUUGUAAAUAUAAUAUACACACUCAACUAAGGAGAAUACUUGUUGAGGGUUUAGUGUUAGUUUAUGAUGUGCCUAGUGUAUUUAACAUCUAAGUCCUGGACGCCAUGGACAAGGGCACAGAAAGUAUGGAUUUCUCAU